UGUGCAGCCUUUCUGAAUCAGGAGCCCAGCUUAACAGCCGAGCCUGCAUGAAAGGUACUAUUGUGCAUGGCAAGAACACUCCACUAAGGGAGAGAUUGCUUCCUCUUAUGGCAAAAGACAAGUGAAAAUUCCCAGCUCAUCUCCUUUAAGAUGCCGCUGAUUUCUCCCUCCAGCUGGGCAUAAUACACUGGACCUGUCAGUGUGCCAGCGGCUGUGUGCGCUUCAUGCAGCUUGUGCCUUUCUGGAGUCAGGGUGGACAAUACGCACUGUACAAAGUGCCAGCUCUCAGAAAGUCAAGGAUCUAAUUGUGAAGCUCUGCGUCGUUAACCGAGGGGGGAAGUUAGGUUUCCUGCCCCUCGUAGCAUGGGAGCGGCUCAUGGAAAAAAGAAGGAAUACUCUCUCCACUCUAAGCAUCAUAAUAAUAAUAAUGGAAAGCAUGUUAUCAAUGGCACAGCCUCCAUGUACUCUGAUAUACAGAGGGACCCACCUGAUUUAGGAAGUAUUUUGGCUCAUCCUGAUUAUCUGGAAGCAAACACUGAACUCAUCAAACCCAAGAAACUCCAAAAUCCGGUAAAAGCAUCUAGAAGUCACCAGGAGCUCCACCGGGAACUGCUAAUGAACCAUCGGAGGGGUCUGAGUAUUGAUAAGAAGCCAGAGCUCCAGAGAGUGUUGGAGAAUCGACGGAGAGACAAGAUCGUCCAGCAGAAGAAAGAGGAAGAGGAGAUCAAGAAGAUGCAAUCUCCCUUUGAACAAGAGUUACUAAAGAGACAGCAGAGACUGGAACAGCUUGAAAAGGAACAAGAAGAACCGAAGGAAGAAGGUCAUGCCCCAGAAUUUAUAAAAGUGAAAGAGAGCUUAAGGAGAACGGCCACACUACCCAGCGAUGACCGAAUGUUGUAACGCCAGCAGGCUUGAAGUUUUCUGUCGAGCUGAAUUCAUCGCGCCACCUGGGCAUCUGACAUUGCAGACGUGUCUCUUCAAGGAAUUCUCCCUAAUCCUAACUGCAGUGCGUACCACGACUUCCUGUCCACAGAAGCGGAGUACCGUUCUAUCUACAGCCACUUCAGUGUUGAAUACAUGAUGCUUAGCCCUAUCACUUGGGGGGGGGGGGGAACCGUUACAUGACCACAUGUGGCUGUGAAGAUUCGUGGCUAAGCUGAUGUGUUGCCUACGCUUUCCGUGUGACAUCACUUCUUCUGUAGGUUACCAUGUGUAUGUGCUGUACAUCCUAUCAUAUGUGGAGAAGGGACUGCCGGUACGGAGACUGGCAAACAUCAUGAAUAUAGUGGAGUUUGCUGCUUAUAUACUCUGCAUGUUGUGUACAAGAUGCAAGUGUUUCAUAGCCAUAGGUGACUGCCAUAUGAGGUGUUGUCACAUGACCAAUCAAGGCUUCUGUGCUGUAUCGACCCCAUGAUGGGGCAAAUGCUACAUUCCAGUUGAUGUAACCACCAGGACUUCAAGAUCUUAGAAAAAAAAAGUGCAUUCCAUGGUACUGACCAGAGCAAGAGCGCAUUUUUGUUUUCGACCACAAGGUGGAGCAGUGCAAAUGCACAACACUUUAUUUCCAAACCCCCCAAAGGAGUUUGGCAAACCCCUAAUGAGUUCUGGACCCCAGAGCCAGCGACUUGAUGUUGCUGAAAUUCAUUUUGGGAUUCACCUAGACGCAACAAAGGUCUAAGGUGCUUUAGAUGAUUUCUCAGGCAUAGAUAAAGGCCAGUGUGUGUUCAAGCCUUAAUGAUAUACAGUUUAUGAAAUGAAUGAAUGCCAGUAAAAGGAAAGGGAUCAUAUUCUUCAAUGCUAUACGGUAGGGUAGGCUAAAAUAACUAUGUAAUAAAAUAGAACUGUGCCCCA
Messenger RNA from Rana temporaria (common frog), 1851 nucleotides. It is a transcript of the gene FAM107A, whose product is annotated as family with sequence similarity 107 member A. The coding region runs from base 364 to 900 and encodes 178 amino acids. Gene Ontology annotation, cellular component: synapse; stress fiber; neuron projection. NCBI's taxonomy places the organism in Eukaryota, Metazoa, Chordata, Amphibia, Anura, Ranidae. Gene Ontology annotation, biological process: regulation of actin cytoskeleton organization; actin filament bundle assembly; actin filament polymerization. The transcript is spliced from 5 exons. The record is from RefSeq and is a predicted model, not a curated record.